Strigops habroptila (Kakapo) is the source of this 802-nucleotide messenger RNA. It is a transcript of the gene CCK, whose product is annotated as cholecystokinin. Gene Ontology annotation, cellular component: extracellular region; axon. The record is from RefSeq and is a predicted model, not a curated record. The transcript has 3 exons. NCBI's taxonomy places the organism in Eukaryota, Metazoa, Chordata, Aves, Psittaciformes, Psittacidae. Gene Ontology annotation, molecular function: neuropeptide hormone activity. Bases 152 to 544 code for a protein of 130 amino acids. Gene Ontology annotation, biological process: digestion.
GCGUCAGAGCUGUGCAAACACCGUCGCGGCUCCCGCCGCUAUUUAAGGGGCCGGGGCUGAGCCACCCCCAACUUCCCCGCCUGGGCACACACGGGCCUCGUUCCCUCCCUCCCUGCUCGGGUCCGACCUCGGGAGAGCGCAGCGGAAAGCAAUGUACAGUGGUAUAUGCAUCUGCGUGUUCCUUGCUGUGCUCUCGGCGAGCUCUUUUGGACAGCAAACUCUGGGCUCACACAAUGGGAAUCCCCUGGCUGCUGAGCUUGAGCAGAGCUUGACAGAACAUCACCGGCACGUCCGCACUCCAUCUGCUGCUGGCCCUCAAAAACCUGUGCCACGGCUGGAUGGGAGCAUUGACCAAAGAGCCAACAUUGGUGCUUUGUUGGCCAAGUAUCUCCAGCAAGCCAGAAGAGGUCCCACUGGAAGGCUCUCAGUUAUGGGAAACAGGGUACAGACCAUUGAUCCUACACACAGGAUAAAUGACAGAGACUACAUGGGCUGGAUGGAUUUUGGACGCCGCAGUGCUGAGGAAUACGAGUACUCUUCCUAGAGAACAGCAAACUAUAGCAACAGGAAAAGAAAAAAUCACAUUCCCAUGUCUGUACAGAAAGAGAAAAAUUAAUUUCUUGUCCUCUUCACAAUCAGUGUUUUAAACUAUAUGUCAUGCAUUUGAUGUAAACUUGUCAGUAAGACUAUACAAUGCAAUAUAUACAUAUGCAGAAUUUUCCAGAAAAUGUUUUCUUUCUUUUGUGGUUUCUCAUACAUUGAUAUUAUAUUAAAAUGAUUUCAACUUACCCUCUCUUGUCCU